AAAAAAUAAAAAGUUGGCACGCGACAAUGUGGUAGGAUUAUCGGCUGCUCCUUCUAACACUGUCACUCGCCGUACGGACAUGAUCCAUAUCUCAGAUGACCAUACUAACAUUCAACCCCGUUCACAACUCACUACCUCGAACCAACCACAACGAUGCACACAAGUUGCACCUAAUGAGUGCUCAUCUACCGGAGGAAUGAUCAUCCAAUCGCUGAAUAUUAUAAACUUGUCCAGUGUUAUUCUAUCCGCCACAGAACUCUCAUUGUGUUCCAGAGGCCUCAGCUUCUGCCCCACGUCAGGAGAAUACAAUGAAUUCCAAAUAUAUAAGGACCUCGAUAACUUCGCAAGAAACCUGAGACUCAGAGAGUAUUUCCACGAUCAUCCGCAAGACACCAGAGAGCGCAUUCCUAAUACUUCGAAUAAGUCAUGGACUCCAAAAGAGCAACGCGACAAGUACCUUGAUUUGUACAUUGAAUCGGUACAGCGUGAUGUGAUCAGAAACUAUCAACAACGAAAAUGUCUACGUCACAAUCUCACUCCUGCUGAACGCAUCGCUAUGCGUGAACUCAGCUCAAGAGAUGAUAUUAUUAUUAAACCUGCUGACAAAGGAGGAGCCAUAGUUUUUAUGAAUAAGCAAGACUAUCUAGAUGAAGGAUUUCGCCAGCUAAUGAACCAACAAUUUUACAAAGAACUUCAAGCAGAUCCGACCAAAAAAUUCACUAAACUAAUAACGGACACUUUGGACUUAAUGCUGGAUAAUGGAGACAUUUCGGAGGAGAUGCAUAAAGCAAUGAAGCCGGCCUAUCCAAAGGCUGGCCGCUUUUACACAUUACCUAAAAUUCACAAACAAGGAAAUCCAGGACGACCAAUUGUAUCCGGA
Molecule: messenger RNA, 880 nt
Organism: Ixodes scapularis (black-legged tick)
Lineage: Eukaryota; Metazoa; Arthropoda; Arachnida; Ixodida; Ixodidae
Exons: 1
Source: RefSeq, a predicted model, not a curated record